AUGAGGCUUCUGUUGGAUGAAGAGAGAGCUAACCUAGCUACCCUUAGUCAGAAACUCACAGAACACACAGAGGUAGUGCAGACUUUUUCACAAGAAGCGGAAUUUCAGAACAAAGAAAAGCAGCUCCAUCUCACUUUAGAAAAAUACCAAUACCACCUUAAAGAAAGGAAACAUCGACAGUUUAUUAGAGAUCUCUCAGACUUCAAAGAAAACCGUAUAUAUUCCUCUCUUGGUAACACCAGAAGAGACACUGUACCAAGCAAUUCUGAGAGAUCUUCUACUGAAACUGAUUUAUCCGAUUCUGAGAGAGAAACUGCCCCUAAAACGAGUCAACACCCCAACAGGGAUGUAUUCCUUAAUAUGGUCACUAAGGACCUGGAGGAUCUCCAGGUGUCCACACAUCAUUCCAACUGCGCCGAGUCGGUGACCACUGCUAUUUCAUCACUAGCCGACGACCACCAAAUCGUCAUCAAACCCGCUGACAAGGGGGGGAAUGUCGUGGUCAUGGACUCGGAACAAGUGGAUGUUCCAUAUAAAAGCUCAGAUUUGAACAUUGGCAGCGAAGGUGUGGAUAUAGUGUUUUCCAGUAGUGACAUAAAAGUGAGGUGGAACACACUGGAUUCUUUCCAGGUGGCGUUACCUGACAGAUACAAAAAUGAAACAUGUGGCUUAUGUGGAGACUAUAAUGGCUUUAAAAAUUACAAUGAGGGUUUCAAAGAUGAGGACCAGGAAAGUAUAGAAGACUUUUUGGCCAAAAACUCUGUAGAAAUUCCUGGAGAAGCUUGUGAGCAAAGCAGCUCCCCAAUUUUACCAAACUGCAAAAAUGCUCAUAAAGCAUGUGCAAUACUGCACAGUCCUGAACUGUCUAACUGUGCUGCACACUACGAUAUAAAUCCCUACCUACAGAUCUGUGAAAGUGACAGCUGUGCUUGUAACAGUAGUGAGAGUCAGGCUUUGUUUUGCAUCUGUAGCACCUUGUCUGAAUUCUCCAAACAGUGCGCCAAUGCUAAUGGAAAGCCAGAAAACUGGAGGAGCCCACAAAUCUGUGGACUAAAAUGCCCACGAACCAUGGUAUAUAAAGAAUGCGGUUCAGCUUGUGAGAAGACCUGCAGCAAUCAAGAGCCGGGGGCUUGUAUAAAAAUAUGUGUUACUGGUUGCUUUUGUCCGAAUGGCACUGUGUUUGAUGACAUCAGAGAUAAAGGAUGUAUUCCACCAUCUGAAUGUUUUUGCAAGUACUCAGGAGACAUCUAUCGUUCAGGGGAAAUAUUGGAUCUUCCAUGUGAAAACUGCACCUGCUUUAAGGGAAUGUGGAGAUGUACUCGUAAACCUUGUCAAGGCUCCUGUGCAGUAGAAGGUGGAUCACAUAUCACAACUUUUGAUCAGAGAGGUUACAACUUUCAUGGGGACUGUUGCUAUAUCCUCACUCAGCUGUGUUCAGUAUCCUUAUUUACUGUCCAUGGAGAAAUCAAGUCAUGCAAUCUGAAUGAGUUUGAGACUUGUCUAUCAAAAAUCGUUCUGAUUAUUAGGAAUUCUAAGACAAGACUAGUCAUCACAAACACUGGAAAAGUUUCAGUAAACUCUAUGACCAUUUAUUUACCGUAUGAUAAUGGAAACCUGACUGUUUUUGAGCCUACUUCAUAUUACAUAAUUGUAAAUACCAACUUUGGUCUUCGACUGGAUAUUCAGCUUGUUCCUAUAAUGCAAGUUUAUAUAUAUUUAGAUAAUUCUUACUUUGGCCUUACCUGUGGUCUAUGUGGAAACUUCAAUGAUAAGCAAUUUGAUGACUUUGUUAUACCAAAUGGAAUGUCAGUGCAAGAUCUGGAUACUUUCGCACAUUCAUGGCGAAGUGAACAAACUUGCUUAAAAGCCUCAACUGAAGUUAUUGAUCCAUGUUCCAUUAACAUUCAAAAAGAGUCAUAUGCCUCACUGUGGUGCUCCAAGUUAAAUUCCAAAGAUUCAGUUUUUGCUGUGUGUCACCAUGUUAUCAAUCCAGCUCCCUUCUAUCAGAAAUGCUUGUAUGACACUUGUUUGUGCAAAAAUUCUGAGAAUUGUAUGUGUGCAGCCCUUUCAAGUUAUGUCCGAGCUUGCACUGAGCGCGGUGUCAUAAUUGCGAACUGGAGGAUAAAAAUGUGCGACAAAUAUAUUAAAGACUGCCUGCCUCCACUGGUUUAUAAAAAUAAUGUCGAGACAUGCCAAACUACUUGCAAAUCUUUGAGUGUGGCAGAUAGAUCAUGCACCAUGGACUUUACUCCCAUUGAUGGCUGCGUCUGUAAGAAGGGAUUGUACUUGACACAAUACGGUCAAUGUGUUCCACAGAGUCAAUGUUAUUGUUACCACUUGGGAACAUAUCAUAGACCUGGAGAAAAACUUUACAGAAAUGGCAUUGAGUGUGUCUGCCGCAAUGGGAAGCUAUACUGUGACUACAGCCACCUGCAAAAAACAAAUUGUACACAACCCAUGGUCUACUUUAAUUGUUCUCGGGAACCCUUGGACGCUACAGGAAUCGAGUGUUUACAGAGCUGUCAUAAUUUAAAUGUAGACUGUUACAGCAAUGAGUGUGUCUCCGGUUGUGUAUGUCCUCGAAAUACACUCGCUGAUGGCAAAGGAGGAUGCGUGCCUAGUAAUCGAUGUACCUGUUUUUAUAAUGACAAGAUAUAUAAUCAUAAUGAAAAAACCAAGAUUGGCUGCAGGAACUGUACCUGUAUUAAUCGUAAAUGGGUCUGUGAUCAAGGCGGAACGCUAGCUGAGUGCUUGGUUUAUGGCCAAGGAAAUUACAUAACAUUUGACAAAAAGCAUUAUCGAUACAGUGGACAGUGUGAAUAUACUUUGGUUCAGGAUUUCUGUGGUAGAAGUGUAAAAAAUGGAACAUUUAGCAUCAUUUCUGAAAACACCAGGUGCAGCGAUACUGGUUUAACCUGUUCAAAGACCAUCAAAGUGUUUUUAAAUGAGUACAUUCUUCUUUUAUCACAUGGCAAAGCAGAUUUAUCCAGUGAGGGAGAAGUGUCUGAGUCACCCUUUAAGAUACGGGACACCAGCCUUUAUCUGAUCAUUACUGCAAGCAAUGGACUAGUUCUGGUUUGGGAUAAAAAAACAAGUCUCACUAUCAAGCUCACAGAACAUUUUCAACAAAAUGUCUGUGGACUCUGCGGAAAUUACGAUGGCAAUUCAAACAAUGAUUUUACUACAAGAGGUCACCUUGUUGUACAAGACGGAAUAGAAUUUGGUGAUACCUGGAAACUAUCACCAUCAUGUCCAGAAACUGAAAUAAUGAUAGAACCCUGUGAGAUUAAUCCCCACCGAAAGUCAUGGUCUCAAAGACAGUGUGGCAUUAUCCUGAGUGACACAUUCAAAACCUGCCAUUCUGAGGUCGAUCCUACUAGCUAUUAUCAUGCAUGUGUGAAAGAUUCCUGUGCUUGUGAUGAAGGAGGGGAUUGUGAUUGCUAUUGUACAGCUAUUGCAGUGUAUGCCCAGGCAUGCCUUGCCCAUUGUAUUUGUAUUGACUGGAGAACUCCAAACCGUUGUCCUGUGUUCUGUGACUAUUAUAACAAUGAAGGUAGUUGUGAGUGGCAUUAUAAAGCAUGUGGAGCCAACUGCAUGAAGACCUGUAGAAAUCCAUCUGGAAAUUGUUCAUCUGAACCAACUAAAAUGGAAGGCUGUUAUCCUAAGUGCCCUGAUGAUAAGCCCUUCUUUGAAGAACUUGGUAUGCAGUGUGUAAAUCAGUGCGGCUGCUAUGAUCAGAUGGGAAAAUACUAUAAGCUAGGGGACAAAAUCAUAUCCUGUAAUAACUGUGAAACCUGCAACUGCACAACCAAUGGCAUCCAAUGCAAAUACGAUAAGUACGCCUGCUACUGUGAAUACCAUGGAUACAUUUAUGCCUACAAUGAAACAAUCUAUGUUAAAGAUAUUGGCAAAGGAAUUUGCAUUGUCCUUGUAUGUGGCAUCAAUGGUACAACAACUAAAUACUAUGUUCCUUGUGGAACAACAUCAACCAGAGCAACUAAAACAUCAACAGUAACUAUUACUUCUAAGAAAGUCACAACUGAAUUUACAUCAAUGACAACAAAAUGUUUUUGCAUAUUCAAGAACAGGACAUAUGAUCCAGAUACAAUAAUAUAUAUAACCUAUGACAACAUAAACGCGUGUGGAACUAAAGUUAUAUGUGAUACAUUUUGCAGAAUAAAAUCAGAGCCAUUGCCAUGUACAACACAAUUAACCAGCACCACAAAAAGAAUCACUACUGUUUCAUCAAGUGCUACAACACCUUUAUCUAGUUUGACAACAGUUACCACUACACCAGCCACAACAGCUUCAACAUCCAUCAGUAUAACACCAACCACCACUUUCCAAAGUACAACUAGUAGUACAUUAACUGCCUCCACCAGUAAAAGCACAUCCACUGCAACAACAACACCAGCAACAACUACUACUAAACUUGUUACAAGUAGUACUGCAUCAACCACAAAGACAUCUAUUUCAUCUACAGCUAGUACUGAAACAACAACACCAACAAGCACUGUGUCCACUACAAGAACAACUACAUUCCCUACUGUAAGUAAAACCUCUACAAUUGUUACACCAACUAAAAGCACAUCAGCUUCUGCAACUACAACACCAUCCAGUACUUCUAAAGUUACAGCAAGCAGUACCACAUCAGCAUCCACUACCACGCAAUCUUCUACCACUUCUGUAAGCACAAAACCAUCUACUACAUCAACAACCAGUAGUAGUGCAACAACCUCCACAAGUGUUAGAACACCAGCAAGCACUGUGACUACAAGUACAACUACAUACCCUACUUCAACUAAAACCUCUACAACUGUUACACCAACUAAAAGCACAUCAGCUUCUGCAACUACAACACCAUCCAGUACUUCUAAAGUUACAGCAAGUAGUACCACAUCAGCAUCCACUACCACUCAAUCUUCUACCACUUCUGUAAGCACAAAACCAUCUACUACGACAACAACCAGCAGUAGUGCCACAACCUCCACAAGUGUUAGAACACCAACAAGCACUGUGACUACUGCAAGUACAACUACAUACCCUACUUCAACUAAAACCUCUACAACUGUUACACCAACUAAAAGCACAUCAGCUUCAGCAACUACAACACCAUCCAGUACUUCUAAAGUUACAGCAAGCAGUACCACAUCAGUAUCCACUACCACGCAAUCUUCUACCACUUCAGUAAGCACAAAACCAUCUACUACAUUAACAACCAGUAGUAGUGCCACAACUCCCACAAGUGUUAGAACAACAGCAAGCACUGUGACUACUACAAGUACAACUACAUACCCUACUUCAACUAAAACCUCUACAACUGUUACACCAACUACUAGCACGUCAGCUUCUGCAACUACAACACCAUCCAGUACUUCUAAAGUUACAGCAAGCAGUACCACAUCAGCAUCCACUACCACGCAAUCUUCUACCACUUCUGUAAGCACAAAACCAUCUACUACGACAACAACCAGCAGUAGUGCCACAACCUCCACAAGUGCUAGAACACCAACAAGCACUGUGACUACUACAAGUACAACUUCAUACCCUACUUCAACUAAAACCUCUACAACUGUUACACCCACUAAAAGCACAUCAGCUUCUGCAACUACAACACCAUCCAGUACUUCUAAAGUUACAGCAAGCAGUACCACAUCAGCAUCCACUACCACGCAAUCUUCUACCACUUCUGUAAGCACAAAACCAUCUACUACAUCAACAACCAGUAGUAGUGCCACAACCUCCACAAGUGUUAGAACACCAGCAAGCACUGUGACUACUACAAGUACAACUACAUACCCUACUUCAUCUAAAACCUCUACAACUGUUACACCAACUAAAAGCACAUCAGCUUCAGCAACUACAACACCAUCCAGUACUUCUAAAGUUACAGCAAGCAGUACCACAUCAGCAUCCACUACCACACAAUAUUCUACCACUUCUGUAAGCACAAAACCAUCUACUACAUCAACAACCAGUAGUAGUGCCACAACCUCCACAAGUGUUAGAACACCAGCAAGCACUGUGACUACUACAAGUACAACUACAUACCCUACUUCAACUAAAACCUCUACAACUGUUACACCAACUACUAGCACGUCAGCUUCUGCAACUACAACACCAUCCAGUACUUCUAAAGUUACAGCAAGCAGUACCACAUCAGCAUCCACUACCACGCAAUCUUCUACCACUUCUGUAAGCACAAAACCAUCUACUACAUCAACAACCAGUAGUAGUGCCACAACCUCCACAAGUGUUAGAACACCAGCAAGCACUGUGACUACUACAAGUACAACUACAUACCCUACUUCAACUAAAACCUCUACAACUGUUACACCCACUAAAAGCACAUCAGCUUCUGCAACUACAACACCAUCCAGUACUUCUAAAGUUACAGCAAGCAGUACCACAUCAGUAUCCACUACCACGCAAUCUUCUACCACUUCUGUAAGCACAAAACCAUCUACUACAUUAACAACCAGUAGUAGUGCCACAACUCCCACAAGUGUUAGAACAACAGCAAGCACUGUGACUACUACAAGUACAACUACAUACCCUACUUCAACUAAAACCUCUACAACUGUUACACCAACUACUAGCACGUCAGCUUCUGCAACUACAACACCAUCCAGUACUUCUAAAGUUACAGCAAGCAGUACCACAUCAGCAUCCACUACCACGCAAUCUUCUACCACUUCUGUAAGCACAAAACCAUCUACUACAUCAACAACCAGUAGUAGUGCCACAACCUCCACAAGUGUUAGAACACCAGCAAGCACUGUGACUACUACAAGUACAACUACAUACCCUACUUCAACUAAAACCUCUACAACUGUUACACCCACUAAAAGCACAUCAGCUUCUGCAACUACAACACCAUCCAGUACUUCUAAAGUUACAGCAAGCAGUACCACAUCAGCAUCCACUACCACACAAUAUUCUACCACUUCUGUAAGCACAAAACCAUCUACUACAUCAACAACCAGUAGUAGUGCCACAACCUCCACAAGUGUUAGAACACCAGCAAGCACUGUGACUACUACAAGUACAACUACAUACCCUACUUCAACUAAAACCUCUCCAACUGUUACACCAACUACUAGCACGUCAGCUUCUGCAACUACAACACCAUCCAGUACUUCUAAAGUUACAGCAAGCAGUACCACAUCAGCAUCUACUACAACUCAAUCUUCUACCACUUCUGUAAGCACAAAACCAUCUACUACAUCAACAACCAGUACUAGUGCCGCAACCUUCACAAGUGUUAGAACACCAGCAAGCACUGUGACUACUACAAGUACAACUUCAUACCCUACUUCAACUAAAACCUCUACAACUGUUACACCAACUAAAAGCACAUCAGCUUCUGCAACUACAACACCAUCCAGUACUUCUAAAGUUACAGCAAGCAGUACCACAUCAGCAUCCACUACCACGCAAUCUUCUACCACUUCUGUAAGCACAAAACCAUCUACUACAUCAACAACCAGUAGUAGUGCCACAACCUCCACAAGUGUUAGAACACCAGCAAGCACUGUGACUACUACAAGUACAACUUCAUACCCUACUUCAACUAAAACCUCUACAACUGUUACACCAACUAAAAGCACAUCAGCUUCUGCAACUACAACACCAUUCAGUACUUCUAAAGUUACAGCAAGUAUUACCACAUCAGCAUCCACUACAACUCAAUCUUCUACCACUUCUGUAAGCACAAAACCAUCUACUACAUCAACAACUAGUACUAGUGCCGCAACCUUCACAAGUGUUAGAACACCAACAAGUACUGUGACCACUAUAAGUACAACUACAUACCCUACUUCAUCUAAAACCUCUACAACUGUUACACCAACUAAAAGCACAUCAGCUUCAGCAACUACAACACCAUCCAGUACUUCUAAAGUUACAGCAAGCAGUACCACAUCAGCAUCCACUACCACGCAAUCUUCUACCACUUCUGUAAGCACAAAACCAUCUACUACAUCAACAACCAGUAGUAGUGCCACAACCUCCACAAGUGUUAGAACACCAGCAAGCACUGUGACUACAAGUACAACUACAUACCCUACUUCAACUAAAACCUCUACAACUGUUACACCAACUAAAAGCACAUCAGCUUCUGCAACUACAACACCAUCCAGUACUUCUAAAGUUACAGCAAGCAGUGCCACAUCUGCAUCCACUACCACUCAAUCUUCUACCACUUCUGUAAGCACAAAACCAUCUACUACAUCAACAACCAGUAGUAGUGCCACAACCUCCACAAGUGUUAGAACACCAACAAGCACUGUGACGAGAAGUACAACUACAUACCCUACUUCAGCUAUAAUCUCUACAACUGUUACACAGACUAAAAGCACAUUGAUUUCUACAACUACAACACCAACCAGUACUUCUAAAGUUACAGCAAGCAGUACCACAUCAGCAUCCACUACCACUCAAUCUUCUACCACUUCUGUAAGCACAAAACCAUCUACUACAUCAACAAUCAGUAGUAGUGCCACAACCUCCACAAGUGCUAGAACACCAACAAGCACUGUGACUACUACAAGUAAAACUACAUACCCUACUUCAACUAAAACCUCUACAACUGUUACACCAACUAAAAGCACAUCAGCUUCUGCAACUACAACACCAUCCAGUACUUCUAAAGUUACAGCAAGCAGUACCACAUCAGCAUCCACUACCACGCAAUCUUCUACCACUUCUGUAAGCACAAAACCAUCUACUACAUCAACAACCAGUAGUAGUGCCACAACCUCCACAAGUCUUAGAACACCAGCAAGCACUGUGACUACAAGUACAACUACAUACCCUACUUCAACUAAAACCUCUACAACUGUUACACCUACUAAAAGCACAUCAGCUUCUGCAACUACAACACCAUCCAGUACUUCUAAAGUUACAGCAAGCAGUACCACAUCUGCAUCCACUACCACUCAAUCUUCUACCACUUCUGUAAGCACAAAACCAUCUACUACAUCAACAAUCAGUAGUAGUGCCACAACCUCCACAAGUGCUAGAACACCAACAAGCACUGUGACUACUACAAGUAAAACUACAUACCCUACUUCAACUAAAACCUCUACAACUGUUACACCAACUAAAAGCACAUCAGCUUCUGCAACUACAACACCAUCCAGUACUUCUAAAGUUACAGCAAGUAGUACCACAUCAGCAUCCACUACCACUCAAUCUUCUACCACUUCUGUAAGCACAAAACCAUCUACUACAUCAACAAUCAGUAGUAGUGCCACAACCUCCACAAGUGCUAGAACACCAACAAGCACUGUGACUACUACAAGUAAAACUACAUACCCUACUUCAACUAAAACCUCUACAACUGUUACACCAACUAAAAGCACAUCAGCUUCUGCAACUACAACACCAUCCAGUACUUCUAAAGUUACAGCAAGCAGUACCACAUCAGCAUCCACUACCACUCAAUCAUCUACCACUUCUGUAAGCACAAAACCAUCUACUACAUCAACAACCAGUAGUAGUGCCACAACCUCCACAAGUCUUAGAACACCAGCAAGCACUGUGACUACAAGUACAUCUACAUACCCUACUUCAGCUAUAAUCUCUACAACUGUUACACCAACUAAAAGCACAUCAGCUUCAGCAACUACAACACCAUCCAGUACUUCUAAAGUUACAGCAAGCAGUGCCACAUCUGCAUCCACUACCACUCAAUCUUCUACCACUUCUGUAAGCACAAAACCAUCUACUACAUCAACAACCAGUAGUCGUGCCACAACUCCCACAAGUGUUAGACCACCAACAAGCACUGUGACCACUACAAGUAUAACUACAUACCCUACUUCAACUAAAACCUCUACAACUGUUACACCAACUAAAAGCACAUCAGCUUCUGCAACUACAACACCGUCCAGUACUUCUAAAGUUACAGCAACCAGCACCACAUCAGCAUCCACUACCACUCAAUCUUCUACCACUUCUGUAAGCACAAAACCAUCUACUACAUUAACAACCAGUACUAGUGCCACAACCCCCACAAGUGUUAAACCACCAACAAGCACUGUGACUACUACAAGUAAAACUACAUACCCUACUUCAACUAAAACCUCUACAACUGUUACACCAACUAAAAGCACAUCAGCUUCUGCAACAACAACACCAUCCAGUACUUCUUCAUUUACAGCAAGUAGUACCAGAUCAGCAACCACUACCACUCAAUCUUCUACCACUACUUUAAGCACAAAAUCAUCUACUGCAUCAACAACCAGUAGCAGUGCCACAUCAUCUUUACCAACUACAGAAAUUACAAGUUCAAAAACUUCUAGUCCUUUUACUACCACUGAAACUACUAAAACAUCAACUUCUCCACCAUUUUCUUUAAGUGCUAGUUCUGUAAGUUCUACUUUUUCAUCAACUUCCACAUUAGUUUCUCCAUCUGUAAACGAACCCACUGCUUUAACGUACCCUGAAACUACUCCAAGUCCAUGUGAAGCUGUGAGUUGUCCAGAAGGUUCAAUGUUCAAUAUCAGUAGCCUAGACUGUAUAAAUGAGAUACGCCCCAUUUGCAAUAUACCGUUAAAACGAUUAUAUGAUUCAAAGCGCUGUUGCUUUACUUAUAUCUGUCCAUUCUGUUUGGCGGCUGAUGGAACCAAUUAUCGGCCUGGUAGCGCAUGGAUUCAGGGUUGCCAGAAUUGCACUUGCCUAGACGGUGAAACUAACUGUCAGAUGGUCCCUUGUCCUGAUGUCAUACCACUAACAUGCAAUCAACCAGGAUAUCAGCUCAAGAGGGUUGAAAAUCCAGAUAAUCCUUGCUGUAUCAUAAACCAGUGCGUGUGCAAUGUAAGUUUAUGCGGUCCACUACUAAGCUCGUGCUCAAGCGGUUAUAAGCCUAUUUUCUCGCUGACUGGCUGCUGUGUGAGAGUUACUUGUGUUCCAGAGCCUGACUUCACAAUAACCACCUCUGUGGCCAGCCGUCCAAGUGCAGGAGUGUGCAUUAUUAACAAUUUACAGUACACGGAAGGACAAUCUGUUUUUGACCCCAAUGACGAUUGCACAUAUUAUAAGUGCGAGAUGUCAGAUGAACAACUUGUUACAGUUACAAUUAAGCAGAUUUGCGAACAUUACAGCUCAAGUGACUGCAAAUAUGGUGAGGAGUAUGUGCCACCUACCAACCAGUGCUGCGGGCAGUGUGUCCAAAAAUCCUGUGUUGUCAUUACAGCAAAUGGAACUGCUAUACUUCUGAGCGAAGGAAAAUCUCUUUCUUCCCCUGAUGACAAAUGUACAACUUAUAAAUGUGUGAAUUCAAGCGGACAACUUGUUACUGUUACAGAAAAAGAGACCUGCCAAUAUAGCAGCUCAAAGGACUGUAAAUAUGGUGAGGAGUAUUUGCCACCUACGAACCAGUGUUGCGGACAGUGUGUCCAAAAAUCUUGUGUUUUUAUGACACCAAGCGGAGACCUUAUGCUUCUGAAUGAAGGAGAAUCUAUUUCUUCCCCUGAUGACAAAUGUUUAACUUAUAAAUGUGUGAAGUCAAGCGGACAACUUGUUACAGUUACAGAAAAAGAGACCUGCCAAUAUAGAAGCUCAAAGGACUGUAAAUAUGGUGAGGAGUAUUUGCCACCUACGAACCAGUGUUGCGGACAGUGUGUCCAAAAAUCUUGUGUUUUCAUGACACCAAGCGGAGACCUUAUGCUUCUGAAUGAAGGAAAAUCUUUUUCUUCCCCUGAUGACAAAUGUACAACUUAUAAAUGUGUGAAGUUAAGUGGACAACUUGUUACAGUUAUAGAAAAAGAGACCUGCCAAUAUAGCAGCUCAAAGGACUGUAAAUAUGAUGAGGAGUAUGUGCCACCUACCAACCAGUGCUGUGGACAGUGUGUCAAAAAAUCCUGUGUCGUUACUACAACAAAUGGAACUGCUAUACUUCUGAACGAAGGAGAGUCCUUUGAUUCCCCUGAUGACAAAUGUACAACUUAUAAAUGUGUGAAGUCAAGCGGACAACUGGUUACAGUUACAGAAAAAGAGACCUGCCAAUAUAGCAGUUCAAAGGACUGUAAAUAUGGUGAGGAGUAUGUGCCACCUACCAACCAGUGCUGCGGACAGUGUGUCCAAAAAUCCUGUGUCGUUACUACAACCAAUGGAACUGCUAUACUUCUGAACGAAGGAAAAUCUCUUUCUUCCCCUGAUGACAAAUGUACAACCUAUAAAUGUGUGAAGUCAAGCGGACAACUUGUUACUGUUACAGAAAAAGAGACCUGCCAAUAUAGCAGCUCAAAGGACUGUAAAUAUGAUGAAGAGUAUGUGCCACCUACCAACCAGUGCUGUGGACAGUGUGUCAAAAAAUCAUGUGUUUUUAUCACUCCGAGCGGAGACUUUAAGCCUCUGAAUGAAGGAGAAUCUUUUUCAUCCCCGGGAGACAACUGUACAACCUAUAAAUGUGUGAAGUCAGGUGGACAACUUUUUACAGUUACAGAAAAAGAGACCUGCCAAUAUAACAGCUCAAGUGACUGUAAAUAUGGUGAGGAGUAUGUGCCACCUACCAACCAGUGCUGCGGACAAUGUGUCCAAAAAUAUUGUGUUCUUACAACACAGGCCGGGGUUACUAAGCUUCUUAAUGAAAGUGAAGUAUUCAUGGAUGGACCGUGUACAACAUAUCAGUGUGUUAAUAUAAAUAAUCAACUUAUGGCACUUUCUUCAACAAAGAUUUGCGAUUCUGACUGUGGUCCGGGUGAAACUUAUGAAAUUACUGACAAAAAAGUAUGCUGUGGAAAAUGUGUCCAAAUAUCAUGUGUGUUUUUGACAUCUUUGAAUAAAACUACAACUUUACAGCCUGGACAAUCUUUGAUUGACCCCGAUAAUGUGUGUAUAGUCUAUACUUGUAUAAGUGUAAAUAAUCAGCUUUUUACUGAAGCGGAAAAGAAGGCAUGUAAAUACGAGAGUGCUCAGGAUUGCCUGGUGGGCGAGGUGUAUAAAGCUCCCAGUAACGAGUGCUGCGGUGACUGUAUCCCGUCAGCAUGCAGCAUUGUGAUGUCAAAUGGAACAAGUACAGUUUUGAAGCCAGGGGAAUCGUGGCAAUCAUCGACAGACAAAUGUGUAUCUUAUGAUUGCUUGAAAUCCAAUGGAACGUUCCUGUCUGUUUUAAAUAAUAAAACGUGUGAAUCUGUGAAUUCAGAAGACUGUGAAACAGGCAUUAUUGAAGUGAGCCCAGAUGGCUGUUGUUCAAAAUGCAAGGCUCCAAAGAAUUGCACACUUCAAGUUGGGCCCGUGUCUCUUCUUAGUGGGGAUUGUCAACUCAAUAUAACUAUUCCAUACUGUACUGGAUCCUGCUCAUAUCCUACAUCGAUGAUAACAAUGACACCUGAAUGCAAGUGCUGCACAAGUCUCAGCUCAAGCAAAAAAACAGUGAAUGCAAAAUGUAACAAUGGAACCGAUAUUUCUUAUACAUAUGACCACAUUGAAAAGUGUGGCUGCAGCACUCUUGCAUGUGUUUAACUCUGUACACUAGCAACUACUUUUGUAUGUUCUUCCAAAUGAAGCCUUAUGCGUACUAUAUUUCUAGCAUUCUCAUACAGUUCUGCUCAUCUUCAUAAAUUUAUAUUUUAAUUCUUAUCCAUUAACAUCAUUUACUAAUUUCAUAUCUUAUCAUUUCUAUAGAUUAAUUAGCAAAUAUAGAAAAAUGUGUACAUUCUACCAAGUCCUAUUACAUAUUCCUAACCUGCCCUGCCCUGCCAAACAUAUUAAUUCAUAACUAUGUGACAAAAAGUGAGGUUAUGAUGUACAAUAAUUAUGUCUCAUCGCUAACUCAUGGUUUAAGUUCUAUCUCUCACAAUUUAAUUUUAAGUCCUAACAGGACAAUUGCAGUAUGCAUAAUAAUAUCUUGAGGAUAUAUCUGAUAAAGAAAUAGUGUUCAGGGUUUAAAAAAAUAAAAAUAAAUGUUGCAAUUUGCAAAUGAAAGAACUAUGAGUUUGAAUUAAUGAAAUAAUUUAGAUACAAUAAAUUAAAUACUCUGGUAAACGAUUACAUUUUAAACUUAUAAAAGAAAGCCAAUAAUCCCAUAAAAUAGAAAAUACUCAAUAUAUAAACAUAUGUCAUUUAUUGAAGAAUACAUAUAAUUAACAAUACAUCAUAUCAAAUUAUUGAGGCCAAAGGAUUACAUUUUACAGAAAAGUUGGUUGGACAUAUGUGAGCUACCUUGUUUACCUCCUUAUAUUUAUCAGCAAGGAGUAAAGAAGAAGCAAAAAUAAAAAUUAUUUGACAUUAGUAUGAUAUCUGUAUAAUAUAUCAAACCCAAAACUAUAGGAGGUGCAGAUGUUGUGGUGGGAAGCCAAAAGAUAUCAAAAUAUGUCGUUGGAUAGAACCCUAAGCAUGUACCAGUGUUGGUACAUACUGAUAUGUAUGGUAAUUUAUUUGUGAAUUGUGAUUUCUAAAUAAUACAGUAUCUCCCCCAUGUAAAAUCACAUAUUACUCUAUAUGAAAAAAAAAAAAAAAAAAAAACUCAACCACCAAGGCCCAGGAGAACCUAUGAUACAGACUGCUAGAUAUAUGUAUUUUAAAAACAUUCAUUUUGUUCAUUACUGUGAUAAAUCAAUAUCUAACUUGCAUGCAAAUUAUUAUAAAAUUGAUGCUCAUCUGAUUUGAACUUUUGUUGAUUUUACAAUACUCAAUAAAACUGA
Bufo gargarizans (Asiatic toad) is the source of this 14651-nucleotide messenger RNA. Its product is annotated as mucin-2-like. Gene Ontology annotation, biological process: lipid metabolic process; intracellular signal transduction. The transcript is spliced from 58 exons. Lineage: Eukaryota; Metazoa; Chordata; Amphibia; Anura; Bufonidae. The coding region runs from base 1 to 13470 and encodes 4489 amino acids. Gene Ontology annotation, molecular function: protein binding; phosphatidylinositol-4,5-bisphosphate phospholipase C activity. Gene Ontology annotation, cellular component: extracellular matrix. The record is from RefSeq and is a predicted model, not a curated record.